AACCUUCAUCUACAACAUCAAACCCCAACUUUAGUGCGUGAUUUAACAGGCAGGCUUUUCAUCAUGUCUUAUCGUGGGAGCGGUGGGGGAAUUACUGGAACAAAUAAUGUUCCUCUUGGAAACCGCAGAAGAUUUGGAGGCGAAGGAAGUACCGGAAGCAAUGACUCACCAUCACCAGCACCUGGAGGUCCAUCCUCGCGGGAUGAACAAGGGGGAAAUGGCCUCACUGACCUCAAGCGUGGGCGAUCACCUAUUCGUUGUAAGUUUUUCUCCCUCUGUUCUCCGAUUCUCGCGGGUUUCUUUGUGGGCACGAUUCUAAACCCCGUGACCGUGUAGCCGAUCCGGAUGGACCAAAGAAGAGAAAGAAGAAGAAUCGCUGGGGCGAUCAGACAGACAAUAAAGCAGCUGGCUUGAUGGGUCUUCCGACCGCUAUUUUUGCUACAAUGACAAGUGAGCAGCUGGAAGCAUACGCCCUUCAUCUACGUAUUGAGGAGAUCUCCCAGAAGCUCAGGAUUAACGAUGUUGUCCCGGCCGACGGCGACCGGUAAGUGAUCCCUAUUGUCCUAUCGCUCUUAGAAGGUUUUAACCGGGCAUUAGUUCGCCAUCUCCACCUCCACAAUAUGACAACUUUGGUCGCCGUGUCAAUACCCGGGAAUACCGUUAUCGCAAGCGCCUUGAAGAUGAGCGUCAUAAACUAAUCGAUAAGGCAAUGAAAGCCAUUCCCAACUAUCACCCCCCGAGUGAUUAUAGGAGACCCACAAAGACACAGGAGAAAAUCUAUGUACCAGUAAAUGAUUAUCCAGAGAUUAACUUUAGUAUACUAACUCCCCUCCUAACAUUUCUGCUAUCCCAUAACCAUUCCUCAAAUGAGCUUGGUGACCUUUUAACCACAAAGUCAUCGCCAGCUUCAUUGCCUACUCAUAUGAAAAACAUACUUUGACAGUCCUCACGCACGCAUAACUUGACAGGGAAUUAUCUCGCUAACCUCUAGGAAUUUCUUCUGUUACUAAUAGUUGGACUCUUGAUUGGACCUCGUGGCAACACCCUCAAAAAAAUGGAGACUGAAUCUGGUGCCAAGAUCGCCAUUCGUGGGAAAGGAUCUGUAAAGGAAGGGAAGGGUCGUUCCGAUGCUGCCCACACCUCUAACCAAGAAGAAGAUCUCCACUGCCUUAUCAUGGCAGACACUGAAGAGAAGGUGAACAAAGCCAAGAAGCUUAUCAAUACUAUCAUUGAAACUGUAUGUUAUCCCCUGGUUUUCUAUUUGUUGUGUUUCUGCGUCAUAAACCCCUAACAUUCUUCGCUUCAGGCUGCGUCGAUUCCCGAGGGCCAGAAUGAGCUCAAGCGUAACCAGCUUCGUGAGCUCGCUGCUCUCAACGGGACUCUUCGUGAUGAUGAGAAUCAAGCCUGUCAAAACUGUGAGUUAAUACCUCUUCUAAUAUUCACAGCUUGGCGGUCUGAAACUUUUGAUAGGCGGUCAAAUUGGUCAUCGCAAGUACGAUUGCCCUGAGCAGCGUAACUUUACCGCCAAUAUUAUCUGCAGGGUUUGCGGCAACGCAGGGCAUAUGGCUAGGGACUGUCCUGAUCGCCAGAGAGGCCAGGACUGGCGCAACAACGACAGAGGCGGCCGUGGUGGUGCUGCUGGCGGCUUUGGUAGACCCGGCGCUGCUGGUCUAGGACAAGGAGAUGCUGUGGACAGAGAAUAUGAGGUGAGUAGUUAUUCACGAGACCUGUCGGGCUAAUCGUACUAAAAUUGUUUUUAGCAACUUAUGCAAGAGCUUUCCGGUGGCGCUGCCCCUGCUAUUGGCGGUGCUGCUCAGCAAGGCCGUAUCGAAGCUGGUCCAGGUGGUCAGGACGGUGGCUAUGGUGGCCGUGAAAGUUAUGGAGGAGGGGCAUAUGGUCGUGACAACCAAAAUGACCAGGAACUUGGUCCCGACGGUCGUGCCCUGAAGCCGUGGCAGCGCGGGCCUACUGGGGGACCUGCCCCAUGGCAGAUGAGUGGACGUGGACGCGGUGGAGCUCCAGGAGACAGCCAUACCCCUCCCACAAAUGCCCCAACAGGGCCAAGUGGUGCACCUUGGCAAUCUCAAUCCCAUGGACCGCCCACUGGACCAGCAUCCUCUGCCCCUCCUCCAUGGGGUGGGACGCACGGUAUCCCGCCACCUCCACCUCCCUCGAGCGCUGCCCCGCCUCCAUGGGCUUCUGGCGCUCCUGGGGCUGCUCCGGGUAUGAGUUAUGGUUCUUCUCACUAUGGCGCUCCUGUAAGUUAUUCCCAUCCUACGCAAUAGACCCAUGCAAACACUCACGUUUCAUUAGCCCGGAGGCUAUGGUGCCCCUCCACCACCCCCUGCUUCAUUCGGCAUUCCACCACCCCCACCACCUCCUGGAAACCCGCCUCCACCACCGCCAUCUUCCUUAGCCCCGCCACCCCCACCGCCUCCACCCCCACCAUCUUCCAACGAGCCUCCCCCUCCCCCUCCCCCUUCACACUAUCGUUAA
This is a messenger RNA of Tuber aestivum (summer truffle), 2496 nucleotides long. Lineage: Eukaryota; Fungi; Ascomycota; Pezizomycetes; Pezizales; Tuberaceae. The record is from the annotation of a GenBank genome assembly.